Mus caroli (Ryukyu mouse) is the source of this 3418-nucleotide messenger RNA. The record is from RefSeq and is a predicted model, not a curated record. NCBI's taxonomy places the organism in Eukaryota, Metazoa, Chordata, Mammalia, Rodentia, Muridae.
GCUUGCCCCUGACUACCCAGUCAGUCACUUCAUACUUGCCUCCACCUCAGCUUCUGCAGACAUGUCCAGCCUCCAGGAACUGUGCUCUGGUCUGCCCCUACGACCCCUUCCUGAGAACCGGGGUCGCUGGGCCGGGGUGCCACAUGCUCCGGUUAGAACUCCCGACCUCAGCCCUGAAGAAGAGCAGCUGGCCCUGAGGAAUGCCUUGCGCUAUUUCCCACCUGAUGUCCAAAAACUGUUGGCCCUGGAGUUUGCCCAGGAGCUACGACAGUUUGGGCACAUCUACAUGUACCGGUUCUGCCCCAGCAUUGAGAUGAGGGCCUACCCNAUUGAUCAGUACCCAUGCCGGACACGGGCAGCUGCAGCCAUCAUGCACAUGAUCAUGAACAACCUGGACCCUGCUGUGGCCCAGUUUCCACAGGAGCUGGUGACCUAUGGAGGCAACGGGCAAGUGUUCAGCAACUGGGCCCAGUUCUGGCUGACCAUGUCCUACCUGUCGAAGAUGACUGAGGAACAGACUCUGGUCAUGUACAGUGGACACCCUCUGGGCCUCUUCCCCAGCAGCCCCCGUGCCCCACGGCUGGUCAUCACUAACGGGAUGGUCAUUCCCAACUACUCCUCCAGGACAGAGUAUGAGAAGCUGUUUGCCUUGGGGGUGACCAUGUAUGGCCAGAUGACAGCGGGCAGCUACUGCUACAUUGGUCCCCAGGGAAUCGUCCAUGGCACAGUGCUCACUGUGCUGAAUGCUGGUCGUCGGUACCUGGGCAUAGAGGACUUGGCAGGGAAGGUCUUUGUCACCUCUGGACUUGGCGGGAUGAGUGGGGCUCAAGCCAAGGCAGCAGCCAUCGUUGGAUGCAUUGGGGUGAUUGCAGAGGUGGACAAAGCUGCACUUGUAAAACGCCACCGGCAAGGCUGGCUGAUGGAGGUGACUGACAGCUUGGACCACUGCAUUGCAAGACUCAGGGAAGCAAGGAAAAAGAAGGAGGUUCUCAGCCUCGGCUACCAUGGCAACGUGGUAGAUCUUUGGGAACGCCUUGUCCGUGAACUGGACACAACAGGGGAACUCUUGGUGGAUCUCGGGUCAGACCAGACAUCCUGUCACAACCCAUUCAAUGGUGGCUACUACCCUGUACAGCUCAGCUUCUCAGAGGCCCAGAGCCUCAUGUCCUCCAACCCUGCUGCCUUCAAGCACCUGGUGCAGGAAAGCCUGAGGAGGCAUGUCUCAGCCAUCAACAGGUUGGCCCAAGAGAAGUUCUUCUUCUGGGACUAUGGUAANGCCUUCCUCUUGGAGGCUCAGAGAGCAGGAGCAGAUGUAGAGAAGAAAGGAGCCAACAAGAUGGAGUUCCGCUACCCCUCCUAUGUCCAGCACAUUAUGGGGCCCCUUACUCCAGGAGCUGGGGAGAGAGUCAUUGAGCAAUGGCCUUUGUUUUCCUAUGCAUGUCAGGAGCACUUCUCAUUUACUUCAGCUGCCUUCUUGAAGGCAUCUGUGAAGCUUCANUAUAUGGAUAAUAUACGCUGGAUCCGAGAGGCUGCCAAGCAUCAGCUGGUGGUGGGCUCCCAGGCAAGGAUCCUGUACUCAGACCAGAAAGGCCGUGUGGCCAUUGCUGUGGCCAUUAACCAGGCCAUCGCCAGUGGGAAGAUCAAGGCACCAGUGGUCCUGAGCCGUGACCACCAUGAUGUGAGUGGCACUGACAGCCCCUUCAGGGAGACUUCGAAUAUUUAUGACGGUUCUGCCUUCUGCGCAGACAUGGCCGUGCAGAACUUCGUGGGAGAUGCCUGUCGUGGUGCCACCUGGGUUGCACUUCACAAUGGAGGGGGUGUAGGCUGGGGUGAGGUCAUCAAUGGGGGAUUUGGCCUUGUUCUAGAUGGAACUGCAGAGGCUGAGCAGAAAGCCAGGAUGAUGCUCAGCUGGGAUGUCUCCAAUGGUGUGGCACGACGCUGCUGGUCUGGAAACCCCAAGGCCUAUGAGAUCAUCUGCCAGACAAUGCAGGAGAACAGUGGCCUGGUGGUGACGCUUCCCCAUGAGGUGGCAGAUGAACAAGUGCUACAGCAGGCCCUGCGGCCCUGAGAAGAGCGAGGGUCCUCUUGAUCCCCUCCUUCCCCUCAUCACCUUCNGAGGGGAGGGUGAUGAGCUGCCCUCCCCUCGCAGCUCAUCACCCUCNCCCACCCCACUGCAUCCCUGCAUGGCACUCUUCGUGUCCCACAUAGUAAACCACAGAGGCCUAUCAAGGUGAAGGCGCUUGUCUUUGACCACUGGUUUGAGGGCAGGGUACAUCUUGUUCACGAACAGGCCUGUAAGAGUAGACUCCAGCUUGGAUAGGAAGGAACCUUGAAUGCUGGCCAAGCUGGCACCUGCUUCACAAUAGUCUCUGUGACUUCUAAAUGUGCUGUUCAGUCUCCUAUCUACUACUGUCCANGCACUGUUACCCAGCCGUCCCUUGUCUAUGUCAUCCAUCACUUCCNGUUCCUCAGAGAACCUGGCAUUCUCUCAUGGGUUCACAAAGUGCUCACACCAAGUCCUUGCUGCUGAGGAGUAUGGGGGAAGAUAGACAGGAAAUAAAGACUAGAGUAGAGCCAAACACAUGGCACAGACUGGGCUAGAAAGAGUGGAUAACAGAGUCUCUGAGGCAAAGUGGCCAGGUGCUGCUGCAACAUGUGGAGAAAAGACAAUUGUGUGACCAUGAAAAACAGAACCAACAACUCCAGAGGUCCCUGGGUGGAUCUGGAAUCCUGCAGGAGUUGCAUUAGCCGUAAGCUGGGUUCUUAUACCUUUCCCAUGGCCUGCAAUCCAACCAGACCUACACCAGCCUUGCCUCUGAAGCAGGACACCUAGCAAGAAAGUUGGGUAGCUGUACUUCCUCCCCCUCCCCCUGGAAGUUACCACUACUUUAUAAUGCCUCCUAUCCCCCAAUACCCAUCUUUUAGGCCCCUUCCCACUACCAUGCCCUGUGCCCUCUUUUCAAUCUUCAUCAGGCCAACUCUCCUGCUGUGUUGUCCCCUAAACUGAGGCAGGGCUAAGAGGCAGUUAACUUACAAAGAGAAAAGGGUUUUUUUUUUUUUUUUUUUUUUGGCUGACCAUUCUGGAUGUUCCCACCCAAGAUAAGGAAGUCGUGUUGCUUUGAGCCUCUGGCAACAAUGCCAAGUGGCAAUGGCAGGGAGCACAUGGCAGAGCAAAAUCACACUAUGAGCCAGGAAGAAAGAAGAGAUGCUUGGACCCAAGUCCUCCAAUCCCUCAAGGGUGUGUUCCAGUAGCCUAAAGCCCUCCCCCUAGCUCCACUUUUAAAGGUCCCCUAACCUCCCUUCACAGCUUUGGAAUAAGCCUUUAGCCCAUCUGCAGCCAUAGUAGAGGUCAAAAUCGGCUUUCUGGCAUUUUGGUCUAUGUUUCUUGCGUUAAAUAAAGAUUUUCCUAAAUCAAAAA